Messenger RNA from Bombyx mori (domestic silkworm), 2233 nucleotides. RefSeq lists its product as uncharacterized. Gene Ontology annotation, cellular component: MKS complex. The transcript has 7 exons. Lineage: Eukaryota; Metazoa; Arthropoda; Insecta; Lepidoptera; Bombycidae. Gene Ontology annotation, biological process: cilium assembly. The record is from RefSeq and is a predicted model, not a curated record. Bases 117 to 1733 code for a protein of 538 amino acids.
CUGUUUGUUUGGGUCCUGUUGCAUUUCUUUUCCUUGGUAAACUACUGCGCUGUUUUAUUAUAAGCCAGUUUCAUUUUGAUUUUGAGUACCUUCAUACUUUUGAGUAAUUAAAAAAGAUGAGUAGUCUUCAUCGCGAAGAUGUAACAACUGGAGUACAUUGGUUAAGACACCCUGUUGAAAGCAUUAAAAUUAAGGUAAAAUUAAAACCGACAACUAUAUUAUCAUCAUUACUGAAUUAUAAUCCGGACGAUUCGAGUUUCAUAAAAAAGCAUCAAAUUAUUGAGGAAUACGUCUUUAAAUGGCAAGGGAAGAGCUGGGACGUAUACGUUUGUAGAGAACAACCCGAAGCCGACACAAGUCUAAGGACGAAACCGGCGAAAGUGUACUGCGAAAUCCUGCAGGAAGGUGUUACACCGAUCAGCAGAUUGUUUGCUUACAACCAUGAUGAUCAGCACUUGGUGUUGCCAUUGAGUUGUGUAAAAAAAUUUACUGAACAGAUAGCCAAUUUGAAUUUAGGAGGUAGAUGCACGAAAUCGAACAAUCCCAUUAGGAGUCUCAUAAAUCGUAAACAAUCUAAAUCCCAGCAGAGGUUGUUUGACAGCGACGACAGCAUUGACUCGUUGAGUGAGAAAUACACGACCAUGCAUAUUAUGUUUGAUAACAACGAUUAUUUACAGGAUACCUAUGACAUCAAGGCAAGGAAGCAUACUUGUCUAGUAUGCCUUUGCUACAGCAAGAAGCACAAGUAUUUGACGGUAACUCCGGAGAUUAACGAUUUGGCAUUGAAUCCGUACGAAGUGGCAACUGUUGAGGGGGAGCACUGGGGCUAUCAGUACAGCAUUAACAUUGACUUUGACGAUGACUGUGCUGAUGGACUAGCGAUUUUGUUGACGAGACUGCAGAAACGAUGGAAUAAACGUAACAAGAACCUCAUCUACUUCUCCGGGCCCCCCGUUGACUUCAGAAACAUCUAUUUGUCUUUUGAGAUUAUAUCUGUCGAGGACUUCCAGCUGCAAUAUUUGUAUAUUCAAUAUAAUGUGAAGUUGGGGCAGGUAUACCAGUGCGACCGCGGCUCCUUCGGACGCACGCACAAGAAGUUCCCGGACGAUAGUAAAGCGAAUCAUUAUUGCGAAAUCGGACACGCCGUCGACUUGAAGCUGUCCUGCCUCGCUAGCAUUGAGCCACCGCCGAUCCAGAUAGUCUUCGAGGUGCAGUCCGCGGAGUACCCAGUGAUCUUUCGCACGGAGGGCUACGGCACCCUGACCGUGCCGGUGACCGCGGGGCAGUUCACCGCGACCCUCACCACCUUGAUGCCGGAAGACGUGAACUACGCGGAGGGCGCCACUCGACGUUUCUUCAUCGGAGGGCGUCACUUGAUCAAGGACCCAGUUCUACUGGACCACUCACAGUCCACGGAUUCUGAGUACAGCAAUCAGGAGGCCGGUACAGUUCACCUUCGCUGGAGUAUAAGGACGGAGGUCGGCCCUGGGCUCAGGACUGUUCCAGUGCCGGCAGUCGGGACUGCUUCCUCUGCUGUGUUACAUGGGGCCGAGGUUGCUGUGAUGAGAUAUAGACUGGCCAAAGCCAAACUUCAAGCAGCCACAAAGGAAGAAGAGCCCGCGGAGGGAAAUGAUUCAGCCAAUAAAGAGUCUACAGAAAGCGACGACUCUCCUAUAAAAAAGUCCACACAGGAAGAUAAUACUACUGGAAAAGAAAAAAAGAAAGAAACAUAAAUAUUCUGGUAUGUGAUAGGAAAUCAAACUUAUCAGUAUUAUUCAAAGUAUAUUUUAUACGCAAUGGGAUCGUUUGCGUACGUUUGCCGCUAGGGGCGCUGUUCCAACUGAAUACAAAAUUGGGUUAACUUUUACGCUAUCGAGAACGUUAAGAAACUCGCACUAAGCACACUGUUAUAAACGUAAUUGUAGUUGUAGGUAAAUAGUUGAAAGAAGAAUAAGUUAUAUGUUUUCUAGUCGUAUUUAUAAAAUAUUAAUUAUGACUUUAAAUGUUAAAAAUAAUUCAUUAAGUAUUCGAAAUGUAUUUACGAAUUUUAACACGACUGACCUGGGAUACGGACGUAUCUUAACCUUGACGUAUGAUGAAGGCUAAGCUACGUUAUUUGACGGAAAAUGAGGGUAGAAAGUUAUUUUCGUAAACAUUUAAAAUGCUUAUAAAAUCUCGUCUAUAUAUUCGUGUAUUUCAAAGUGUUUAAUAAAUAUAGUCUUGACGUGUUCAA